Molecule: messenger RNA, 5143 nt
Organism: Zootoca vivipara (common lizard)
Lineage: Eukaryota; Metazoa; Chordata; Lepidosauria; Squamata; Lacertidae
Gene: PLSCR3
Product: phospholipid scramblase 3
Biological process (GO): plasma membrane phospholipid scrambling
Cellular component (GO): plasma membrane
Molecular function (GO): phospholipid scramblase activity
Source: RefSeq, a predicted model, not a curated record
GAUGGGAUACAGCAUGUAGAGCAUGAGGCUCGUAGGUCAUGGGUUCAAGUCCCACAUUGGGCAUUGCAGCGGGUUGGACUAGAUGACCCUUGGGUCCCUUCCGACUCUACAAUUCCAUGAUUUUAUGUGUGUUUGAGCUUUGCCAGGAGGGAGAGGUAGGGGCGAUUAGAGUGCACCUGGGCUGUAGACACUGUGUGGCUGGAAAGAUACAGGAUUCCUGGGUAGCGAAAAAGCCUGUUUCUCUAAAGGGUGAGAAAAUACCCUCUUGGCGAAUUGUGGGGUGUUUUGUUUUGUUUUUUUAUCUUAAGGGAGUGGAAAACAGGCUCUCUUGCCAGCUGCUUGGGUUUGUUGGAAAGCCGCCUCCAUCUUUCCGCGGGGAAACCCAGCCUCUCCCUCCUUAGAACCCAGCACAGACAUACAGGCACGCCCGAAGGUCACUGGGAUUUGCUGGGAGAGCCGACUGGAUCCCACGCGGUCUCCGGAGCUUGGAAGCGCUGCCUGGAAACAGGAGGCCUGAAUCGUUCAACACCCCCCCCCUCCAGCAAACAAUCCCUGCUUUGGAACAAAACAAAACAAAACAAAAAACCAACAACACUGAGUGCCACCCAGUUUUGAGGCAGGAAGACUCUGAGCUGUUUGUUUGCCGGUGAGAGUAGCCUGCCCGAAAACCCUAUUUUUAAGAGGGUAGCUGCCGUCAGGUGGUUUUGAGCAAGGCUUUGUUUUUCUUCUUCCCCAAAGAAGAAAGAUCAAGGCACAGACUUUGUUUCCGCAAGGCGAGAGAUCGAUGGGGAGGCAAUCUAGGAGCCAGAGUUCUUGGCUGAGGAGGACCAAGGGGUGUGUUUGUGCGUGUGUGUCAGGACUCCUGGGUUCCUUGGAGAGGGCAAGAGGCUGAAAGUUAGGCUCAGAGGCCUGGUGAGGAGUCUGGGUUUGCCUCUCCUCCUGCUGCUCAGCUCUGCUGCUCCUGCCCUCCCUCUCCCCAUGAUGUGUCUGUGUGGGCUUUGGGGGGGGGGGGAAGCAGAGAUCCAGUUUCACUUGGGAUCAUGUGCCUCCUGCUUAGGCAAGAGGAGUGGGCGCCAUUUCUGGAAAGCCGGACUCGGGGACGGGGAUGAAGAAGGACGUCCGGAUGCAAGGCAGCCACUGCAGCUGAUCAGAAAGGCACGGGAAGUGGGGUCGUCGUUCACCCCCCCACACACCCCCACCCCUCGCACGACGGAUACAAAAAUGGCAGCUCCAGGGUACCACGUUCCACAGCCUGGAUAUCCCACCGCAUCUCCCCCAUACCCCGUACACCAACCUCCUCACCCUGUCCCCACGGCGCCGAGCCCCGGGUUCAACGUCUAUCCAGCCGGCAGCCCGGCAGCGGGGCAAAUCAUUCCCCCCCAGCCUCCUCCUCGUGCCUUUCGGGAUCACGCCGCUACGCCCCACCACCACCAAGCUCCGGACCCCCACGCGGGCAUCACUCCCUACCUGCCCGUGGCCAGCAACAUCCCCCCCGGCCUCGAGUACCUGGCGCAGGUUGACCAAAUUUUGAUACACCAGAAAGUGGAGCUCGUGGAAGCGUUCAUAGGCUUUGAAGGCAACAACAAGUACGAGGUGCGCAACAGCCUGGGCCAGCAUAUCUUCCACGCCCAGGAGCAGAACGACUGCUGCACGCGAAACUGUUGCGGGUCCCUGCGGCGCUUUUCCAUGCGGUUGGACGACCCGACGGGGCGGGAGGUCCUGCGCAUGGUGCGCCCCCUGAAAUGCGUCAGCUGCUGGUUCCCUUGUUGCCUUCAGGAGCUGGAAGUGCAGUGCCCGCCGGGCACCACCAUCGGGUAUGUGGUACAGACGUGGCACCCCUUCAACCCCAAAUUCUCCAUCCAGAACGUCGAGAAGGAGACCGUGCUUCGUGUUCUGGGGCCUUGCUUUGCCUGCAGCUGCGGCGGGGAUGUCAACUUUGAGGUAAAGACCCGGGACGAAUCGCGAGGUGUCGGGCGGAUCAGCAAGCAGUGGAGCGGCCUUCUCAAGGAGGUCUUCACCGACACGGACAACUUUGGGAUCCAGUUCCCCAUGGACCUUGACGUCAAGAUCAAGGCGGUGCUUCUGGGAGCCUGUUUCCUGAUUGAUUUCAUGUUUUUUGAAAAGACGGGGGAAGUCGGACAGAGGAGUUCGGUGAUCACAAGCUAGAACCUUCUCAAAGCCGGGAUUUCCUCUUUUCUCGAUGGACCCUUUCCCAGUUCUGACGUGACAGUGGGAGAUCGUGUGUGUGUGUGUGUGCAAGAAAGAGUGAUGGAAUAGUGUCCCUGAGUUAGGCCCGUCCCCUCGCAUUGUUCGAACCCACACGGAAGGAAAAACGAGGAAAAAUUUAAAACGUACUAGGUUCCUGCUCUGCAGCGACUUGUUUCCGUAACAGCUUGAGGAAGCCAGGGUGGGAUUUGGGCGGCCUAGGGAAUUGCUUUCUGCCCGAGGCCCCCAACCCCACACUGAUGGUUGUUACUUACAGAGAUCAUAGACUUGUACGGUUGGAAGGGGCACCUGGGGGUCAUCUAGCCCAACCCGAAGUCCUCCUUCACGCGGCGCGUCGUUAAGCUGCGGAACUCAUUGCCACAGGAAGCGGUGAUGGCCGCUAACCUAGACGGCUUUAAAAAAAUAUUAGGCAAAUUCACAGAGGAGCCCUGCCUGCAUGGUCAGACUCAGCAACGCUUCUGUAUACCUGUUUCUGAAGCCUUUGUGGUCUGAUCCUGCUUUGGGGCUUCUCAUGGUGGGCAUCUGGUGGUGAGACAAGGACGCUGGCAGGACCUUUGGCCUGAUCCAGCAGGAGGUGUUUAGGUGCUUAUGAUCUCUGGUGAAAGGUUCUGGAUGUCUUGCGAAGGCCGUGUGUGGGGCUGAAUUGACGUUUCCUUUGGCAAGGUCUGGAUUGGGACCAAAGCCUUCUGGCAGGCUGUGGUUUUUUAUCCCUGUGCUUUGGGGGGCCUAUAUGGGCUCCCAAGGGAUUAGUCCAUCCUUGAACGCAAAGAGGUGGAUAUAGUGCAGCUCUUGAUGCGCACAAGUUUUUCUGCAGUUUUCGGCGUACGACCGAGAGAUUUCAUAGCCCCCUUUGCAACCCAGGUAAAGCAAGUGGCCUUAAAACGUGGGGAGCAAGACUUUGAGCCUCUCAGGCCUCUUCCAUCCAGCCGGCGUCUCAUUUCUGCAGCGGCAGAGAGCUGGAUUUAAUUAAGGUUGCUUACAGAGGCUGAAGGGUCGGGUUUCAAGCUCCCUACCGAGCCAAUAGGAGGGCGCAGGGACAGGAAGAGAAAUGGAUGUUCCUUUCUGGAAAUACAGAAACCAGCAAUGACGCUUGCACCGAAAAAAACCGUAGCCGGCCUUUUUCAAUAAUAAUAAAAAAGAGAGGCGAUUUUGGGUGCGGGAGGGGGGAGGUUCCAGGCAUCGCAAAGAUGAGCUUGUAGCCAGGUCGUAAACAUUCAAUAAAAAGUUAAGAGCCUGCUGGGUCAGGAUCCAUCUGGCUCAGCGCCCUGUUCUCACAGCGGCCAACCAGUGGGAAAGCCACAAUCAGGAUUCGAACACGAGCCCCUUCCCCGCCUGUGGAUUCCAGCAACUGGUAUUCAGACGCAUGGCUGCCUCCUACCGCGCCCCUUUCAGAGUUCUUCUGGGUUUGGUGUCCGUCCCUGCUUCCUGCGGGAGGGAGUUCCACAGUUGCUGCUGUCCCAUUUCUGAGACACAUACUGCGCAAGACGGGCGAGGGCCGCAGUUCUUAGUUCUGCUCCGUUUCUGGUUGUUUUCGCUCGGCGUUUGGUUUAGAAACUAGCCUCCGUUGGCUUAGGGCGGGAGUCCCCAGCGUUCUUUGGACCCGAGGGCACAUUUGGAAAAUGUAAAGUAUUGUUGCGGGUGUCACAAAAUACCCCUUCCACAGUGGCACAGUGUGUUCUAACUGAAUGAGUGGGAAAGAGCCCGUGUGUGUGUGUGUGUGUGUGUGUGUGUGUGUGUGUGUGUGUGAGAGAGAGAGAGAGAGAGAGAGAGAGAGAGAGAGAGAGAGAGAGAAGAAAGAAAGAAAGAAAGAAAGAAAGAAAGAAAGAAAGAAAGAAAGAAAGAAAGAAAGAAAGAAAGAAAGAAAGAAAGAAAGAAAGAAAGAGAUGGACUAUAAUUUGGAGAAAAUGACUUUAAGAAAGCAGGCUUUUGUUGUUAUGCCAUGAGAGAAAGCGCAAGAGAGCUUGGAUUUUGGAUCUUAACAGUUCCUGCCCAAACUUCUCUUGUACAUUUUUUUUCCUGGGGGUGGGUUGGGGGUUGUUCAUUCACUGUCAGAACUAGGCCCUCAGCCCCAUUUAAUCUCUUCUGGGCUUCUGCCAAAGCCGUUGGUCUCUGACCGAGAUAUCAAACUACUUCACAGAUCUGCACACUGGUUAUCCAUGCCACAUUGCCUUAACCACUACACCUGGGAAUGCCCCCUAUCUAUCCUUAAGGGGGGAAAAAGAUGGGGGGGUGUUGUUCCUCUCUAACGUCAGGAUUGCACCAGGCGCCAAACUGCACCUCCCCGUACGUCGAGGAAACCCAAUACUUGCAUAAUUAUCACUUCAUGUUCUCUGUGUGUUUUAUAUAUAUAUAUAUAUAUUUAAAUGUUUACACCUCUGGUGUCUUGCGGUGGGUUUGGGGGCACGGGAGGGGGAAGAGAGAGGGGAAACAGGUUGGGGGUAUUUUAGACCCUCCUCCUCACCCCCCCCCAUCACCACCGCACCAAAAGAAAACAAAGAGGGUAAAAGUCGAAGCCUUUUGAGGCUCGUGGGAUGAAAGAGUCUCGAGUUGACUGCGGUGGCUCGCGAGGACGGAGGCUGCCAAGGAGCAGAAUACGAUUUGCACGAUAUCGGGGGGGGGGGUGUUGCACGUGAAGAAAUCCACCCACCACCGAGCUGUUAAAACUCAAGGCGAGAGGCAAAACAAUUGGCUGGCGGCCGACGAGGUGGGAAACAGUCGGACAACUCGUGUCUCAUCGACCGGGCCACGGUGGCCGUCUUCGGAGGUGGUGUUUAGCCGGACAGGCGAACAGGAUUGAAGAAGGAGCGGUUCCUUUGGGGGGUGGGGGGGGCUGCAAGAGAGGCGAGCGCCUUGUUUCUUUGACCACGCCUUCUGUUCCUCCGCAGCAAACCAAAGAAUAAAUGUAUGUAGUUGUUCG